UGUACACAUUUUGUAGUGAACGGAUAACGACCGUACGACGCAGAGCGUUUACAUAUUACGUUGAGAUUCGUAUUUUCCCGUUCGUGUGCUCUAUGUGUCUGUUUUUUAAUCUAUGCAGUGAGCGCAUAUUUGAAAUUCAAACCGCGUGAUAUACAAACGAUUGAGCAUUGGGAAAAAAGCAGAAGAAAAAGAAGAAGAGCGUUUGGAGAUAAUCGUUUUAAAGUAUUUAGUGCAUAGAGUGAAUAGAAACAAAUUUGGGCAAAAUUACACCCCAUUACAGCGGUUGAAUGUAAAUUGACUUUUAUAACAAAAGUAAAUAUUUUGAGAAAAUAUAAAAAAAACGAGAUUGAACGAAAUAAAAGCAAUGCUAUGCCAUCGAAAUUGCCAGAAGGGAUAAUGAACGUGAGGUUGAGCCGAAAAAAAAUAUUGAAUGUGUGUGUGAACAAACGCAGUGUUUUUGUUUCGUUGCCUCUGUAAAACGACAAAACAAGAGGGUUUCAUUAAUUGUCGAAAAAAGCGAGCCGUUUCGUAAUGAAGUUCGGAAUUAUCCUUUUAAAUUGUGCGUUAAAAAUCGUGGUGUAAUUUAGUGUGUUCACACUUUUUAGACGAGCACGUUUUGGCUGGAGCACGUACAAACUGUUUGUAGUGCAAAAAAAAGGGAAUGACAAUCACAUCAGACUCGGAAUAUUCGGUGUGUGGACUGUCGCAUUUAGUUUAGUUGGUGAUUCGUCCCGAUGCCAAAAGUCGACCAAGUGAAUUGUGAUUAUAUUGAAUAUUAACUUUUAUUUUCAUUCAACCAAAUGACUGUGCUCGUGUUAAACCGCGUAAUGUGAUAUCGUAAAGUGAGCAAAUGCGUAUAAACGAAUCGAAGAGCAAUUGAUAAAAUUCAAUGAUAGGAAAAUUGCUCAGUCAGCCGAACCAACAGAGAAAAAAUAACAGCAAGGGAACGAGGAAAAUCGGCGAUAGAAAGAAGAACAAACGGUUUUUUUUAUAACAAAAACGAACCCUCCACUACUUCAUUGACAUAUAGAGAGUUGGCUGUAGCUAAUGAGAUUGAACUGUGUUAAGCGUGGCAUUAAUUUGCGCGUUCAAUCGCCUAAUUCGGCCAUUGAUUUUCUCAAGCGGGCAAUGUGUGUUUUGAUAAAAAUAAAUAUCGGAAUAAGAUUUUCGAGUUUUUACUGAAUGAACGGUACGACCCCUUAUCUAUUUCGGGUGUGGAAUUAGUUGAGUUGAGAAAGUCAUUUUGGAAACAAAGCACGACAUUGUUGGAAUAUUGAAUUUCGGUAUGAAACGAAUGGUAAAAUCGACGAAAACGGAAAAAAAUACGGAAAAAAGUGGAAACCCACGGCAUCUAAAAUGAGAGCCUAGAGUGAAAGAUUUUCGUUUCUUCUACUUUUGGUGUUUCGGAAGUGUUUUUUACAUAAUUUUCCGUUUUUAUAUAUAUUUUUUGUUCCUUCUUGUAUUUUGUUUUUCGUAAUAACUGAAAUACAUUUGAUAUUGUCGUUUGAAUAAGUGAACCGAGGCCCGACGAAAGUGAAUCGCAUAGAAAGAGAGAUAGAGAGAGAGAGAGAGAGAGAGAGAGUGCGAAGCAAACAAGUGUGACAAGCGCCUGUUUCCAUAUUAUUUUAUCGGUGGAUGGGCAAGAAUGGGACGCCUGCUGCUUCGUCAGCUAAUCCAAAACACCAAAAAUAGCACAACGAGUGAAAAUACAUAAUUUUUAAUAUUGAAUAAAUCUGCCGACAUUGCGAUGGGGGAAGCAAAACAAAACGAAACUGUGCUCGUUCGCGUUUACGAAUGAAGAACCAGAUCCGAGCGAACAAAAAAAUUACGUCACUUUUUUGUGCUCUCGUUCGACAUUAACAAGGUCCAUAACAAGGCGGAAAAUAGACGAACAAAAGCAAAUUAUUUAAAUCAAACAACAAAAAACUGUGUGUGUGUGUGUGUGUGUGGGUGUGUGUGGGUGUGUUUGGGUGUGUGUGUGUGUGUGUGUGUGUGUGUAUUGUUGUGUACGGCGACGGCAAGUGCUGCAAACGUGUAUUAGAAGAAGAACAACAUGAGCACAAUAAAACGGCUGUGAGCCAAAACGAAAUCAUGUUCGCCGAGUCAAGGAUCAGAAAAAAUUCCGUGUUGAUAAAGUGUGAACGAAAAAACCAUUGUUUGCGUGCGUAUAAUAUUCUAUUGUCCGAAAGAAAAACAGAAUGCCACCGCUACAAGACGACGACCAACCGACCGACGAACCAACGUCAACAGCAACAAAAAAAGAACACGCAUACCCAAUUUCAAGGGAGAUUGAUGAAAAAAUUGACUGAGAAAAAUUAAACGAAGCAUUUAUGCCCGUAGGGUCAUCACACUGCUGCACAUUCAUUCAGUGAUUCAAUACAUAUUGUUUUUGGCAUCACGCUCGCGUUGACGCUUCUCAACACAGACAAGUGAAAAGUGCGACAGUUGAAAAGAAACAAAAAUCAAAACAUAAAAUAAACGGACAUUUGAUGGCAACAGAACAGUGAACAGUGACAUUUUGUGAACAAUUUUCAUUUGUGUUGCGUCCGACAGAGAAGCCAUUGCAGCAGAAAAAGAAAAUUGGAAAAUAAAUUAAAAGCAUGUCGUAGAAGUUUUGUUGGGCACUGGAGAUCAGACAGAAAAUUGAAUGGAAUUCGUCGAAUUCGACAGUGUCCGUUGCAGCCGUAAAUAGAUUCUCAUCCCCUCAGUGUAAGCCAGAAAGUCGCGUCAAGGGAGAUUUUCGGCUAACAAACACUCCUCAGUAAACGUUCGAUUAUCAUUAUCGGGAUUUCGAAUUACCGUCGAACCAACAAGAACAACAACAGGAAAAAAAACGAGGAACAAAUACAAACAAAAUAUCGGAAGAAAAAAAAUAGAAGAAAACAAUACGAAAGUAUAAAUAAUCCGACAUAAAGCCGUGGCCUUGAUAAGUUGUUUAUGAGCAUCGAAAAGUUUCGUGGGUGGGUGUGAUGAGAAGAAAAAACUAUUUUGCCAACUUGAAAUUUGUGUGUGGACGAAGCGAAGCGAACGGCUGAUCACGCACAUGCAUAAAAACCAGUGACGACCGUGUAUAGCUCCCACCCCCAUAAAAACGCUCGUGGAAUGAAGCUAUUUCAAAGGUGGAUUUAUGUCUCUGAUAACUGUUUGCACCAACUGCCAAGUUUAUUUUUAUUGUAGUGCGUGUCCGGGUGCAAAAUAAAGAGAAAAAAAUAAAACUUUUCUCAUGUUUGUGAAUGACGAAAAAACGGAAGGAAAAAAAAGUCGCACACCUGAAAAGUGUUUCGGAUAUCGUGGCAACAAAAACUAAAAGCAGAUCUAGUGCAACAGAUAUCGAUUAUCAUCGAAAAUAAACACCGAAAAAACACUGUGAAUCAAGUAAAUCACAUACAGAACAUUGAGUCAAGGAGAGCAUAGCGCCAAAACGAAAAAGAAAACCAGGGGCAGCAGGCCAAAGAAGAAGGAGAAGAAAACUUACGGAAAUCUUGAUUAUGUGCGUCCAUGUUUGAACCAAUUGAAUCGAAUGAAAUGGGAUUCAAGAGGAAAAAGAGUGAAUUUCGAUAGUUGAACGAUAGGAAAAAGUUUUUCGUUGUGCCAUUUUACGAAACACAUUACGAAAGACUACGGCGACGACGACGACAAAGAGGACGACAAGUGUCGCUUUCGUCUUCAUAUGCGACGACGACAUGUGCAAAUGUGUUUUUGCUCUUGUUCUUUUUUUCUUCGGCAAAGCAUUCGCCAAAGCACUUUAAAUAUUUACACAAUUUUGUGUCGCACACCAGCCGUGGAGAGAGACUCUUCGUGUGAGCAGAAUCGAAUGUGUUUGUGUAAUGUGAAACUGGUAUUAAAGAGAGACUGAAUCAGCCAGAGCAAAGUACACAAAAGCAAAUAGACUGCAAUUUAAAAUAAAAAUACUUACAAAUCAAUGUAAAAAAGCGAGCACGUAUUCGUUGCGAUGUUCCGUCUUCAAUUUAAAAGAUACACACACUUCGCAUCGGGCACAGGAGAAGAAAAACAACCACUCGCUUGAAUGAAGAAAACAAAAUAAAAAGAAGAAAAAACAGUGUACGACGACGACUACGUAAACAAUGUUAGCGCAAUUCGGUGCUGAGAAACGACGGCAAGAUCCAGCUGAAUGCGAUGCAAUGACAUCGUUCAAUGGUAAAAACUAAAGAAUUGAAAAUUCAAUGUGCUUUCUACGUGUCUAGUUCAAUGUAUGCUGGAUUUUAAAGAAUUGCUCAGAUUCAAUAGCAGCAGCAGCAGCAAUUCAAUGGCUGUUGGUAUCGAUGUUAUGUGCGCAAAUGUUUGUUUGUAAUGAAAUGAAUGUGUUUAUCAAUGUAAUUCAGGCACGCACGCACUAGAUACUCCCCGGUAAUCAACGAAAGCAAUAUGAAAGAGCUCUAAUAUCGUCAAACAGCACAAGCGAUAUGACACGGCAACCGAAUUGUCAAAACCAGAAUUGAAUCAAGUGCUGCUGGUGUUUUAAAGAGAAGAAAUAAUAUUAAAUAGACGUUGAAAGAUAGCGCACGCGAAACAGAAAGCGACGACGAGCGAACAAAAAAAGCGCACAGAAAAGAUUAUUUUCCUUUUGAAGCGAGCAGAGAUUUCCUGCAAACGAUAUUAGUCGGGCAAAGGCUUACCAUCGACGGGAGACAGGUAGCAAGAAAAUUAUCACUCUAUUCACCGUUAUCUCAUUUAUGCUUCUGUUACACGCACCAAAACAGUGCAUUAAAGAAGACAAGCUUAAGAUAAGAUGAACCAAGUAGUAGAGAGAAAAAAACAGACAGUAGGAAGUAUCCUGUAAAGUGAAAUAACGAGAAACGGAAACAAAAAACCGCCUGACCCAGUGCAAUGAAAAUAACAUGUUGAGCGAAUGAAAAGAGAAAUUAAACAAAAACAACACGAGGAAAAAAGUUGAAAGAAAAUAGAAAACAAGCCGUGACAAACUACGUUUGCAAGACGCCACAAAAGCAUCCAAUUGAUAACAAAAGAAGAAUAAGAAGUGGGAGGAGAAGAAGAAGAGAGAAAAAAAGAGUGGAAAAUAAAAUAAAAGGUGAAUGUGAAAUAAAUUGGAUCUUUGUUUACACUAAACCAAGCGAUUCGUCUUACUAUCAACACCGUAUGAAUCCAAAUGAAAAGCGAAAAAACAUACCAAAAUGAAAUGGGCAAAAGCUGAAACGGAAAUAACUUGGAAGAUACGGUUGGCUUUAAAAAGAGCCAUCCAACUUUUUUGGUGACUUACACCCGAUCCUUCGUCUCAGUCUUUGUCGCCACAGCAGCAGCAACAACAACAGUAGCAUCAUGUGCCAAUGGCAAUACAAACGGCAAAGAGAAUUACUGCUUGGCUGUUCCCGUUUCUAAUUGAUUUCAUCGACAAGGACCCAAAAUUGCAACGACGAACACACCGCAAAAUGAUAUUACCAUUGAAACCGACCGGUUGAACUCUCGAAACAACAAAAAUGAACGGAAAGUUCAAGUGUUUGAUAACAAAGAGUCGACAAAGAAAAACAAUGUAUUAAAGUGACAAACUAACAAACAAACAAAAGACUUUUAAGAACUUGAAAUUGACUUUUGAGACAAUUGAAAGCGAGCACGCAAAUGUUACCAAAAAUGAAUAAAUUUCUACGGGUUUUCAGUGUAUUUGGUGUGUUUGUGAUGGCGAUACCAUUUGCUCAACAGUCCGACUGGCUGACGGAGUGUAGUGUAUGCAAAUGCAAAUGGAAUUCCGGUAAAAAGACGGCCGACUGCAAGAAUACGGCAAUCACCCGAGUGCCGAUCGGUUUGAGCGUUGAACUACAGGUGCUCGAUUUGUCCAAUAACUUUUUACCGGAAAUUGCGUCGUCCGAAUUUGCCGCAGCCAAUCUACGAAAUUUACACAAACUAUUCGUACGAAAUGCCACAUUAAAGCAAAUUAAUCGUGACAGUUUGAAAGGUUUGGAGAUCCUAAUUGAAUUGGAUCUAUCGUAUAAUCUGUUGGAAGUGCUACCGCGUAGUGUAUUCAAUAAUUUAGUUAAACUGCGAGCCCUUAUGCUCAACAACAAUAAACUGAAGCGACUGGAGGACGGUCUGUUUCGUAAUUUGAAAUUUCUCCAUAAAAUCGAAUUGAAAGAGAAUCAAUUGAUGCACAUUGAAACGCGAGCAUUCACCAAUUUACCCGUACUGACGCAAAUCUAUUUGGAUGGCAAUCAAUUGACCGUUCUGCGACGCGAAUGCUUUCAGCAUUUGGAAAAAUUGACGGGUCUGUCAUUGAAACAGAAUCCAUGGAAUUGCACGUGUGAAUUGCGUCCAUUUCGGGAUUUUACGUUCGAACAAAAUUUGUAUACGCCACCAACGGACUGCUUUUAUCCGGAGAAUUUACGUGGUACACUGUGGACGGAUGUACCACUUGAGGCGUUUGCAUGUCGGCCUAAAAUUCUAUUCCCAUUAAUUGGCGAAGCAACAAUUAGUUCGUAUAGUGAGAAUGCGACCAUAACGUGCCGCAUUCAUGCGUCGCCAAACACUGUAAUUACCUGGACUCAUAAUAAACAUGCGCUGAGCAAUUAUCCAAAGCGAAUUUUCAUUAAAAACCUAUCGGAAUCAGCGAGUGCCCAUGACUCAAGUGAAAUUAUCACAUCCGAAUUGACAAUUUUGAGCGCGCGUCGAACUGACGAAGGCAUGUACACGUGUACAGCACAAAAUGUUGGCGGCAAAGCUGAAAUCGAUAUACAAUUGUUGGUAGGGCGUGAUGGUAACGGGAUGCUAUUUAUAACGAAUCAAAUGCUUUUUGUGUUGUGUUUAAUGGCCGUGGGUCUGUUAAUAGUCUCUCUGGUUAUUAUGAUUGUUACCUGUUGCUAUUGUCGCAAAUUCAAAAAUCUCAUUAAACAUGAUUUGGACGAUGGCAUGAAUGGCAUCAGCCUCGGAGCUGAUGGCACACUCAAUGGCACUAAUGGAAAAAAGCAUUUCCAGGCGAUUAAAUUGAAUUCAUUUAAUAAUGCCACCAUGAUUGGAAACGGAAGCUGUGUUGUGGGCAAUACAAUGGUUGUUAACGGCAUCGACGAUGACACCGAUGCCGAUGUGAUAGCGAAUAAAAACGGUGGCAUUAAAAUUACCAACGACUCGGAUAUGGAGAAAUUUGCAUCGAUCGAAUUCAAUCGUACAAACAUCAAAUUGGAUACUAGAUCGGAUACAAUUCGAGCUGAUACACACGACGCCAACAAAUCGCACAUCAAUCUAAGCGAUAAAAAAUCGGAUACGUCAGAUGUUCGAUUGCAUCAAAUCGUGUCAACGUCGUCAAGCGGUGGUGUCAUUGGAUCACCGAGUCGUCAAAUGUUUGCAUCGUCCAACGAACAAUCACUGCAUCAUCAACAGACGAUGCAACGGCAUACAGACUCACGUCUUCCACCCGAUCUUCUCGCGUACGGCCAACAUCAAUCAUUAGUUUCACAAAGUAGUUUAAAGAACAGUAGCAGCAGUAGCACCGGCAGCAGUACAUCGACAGCAAUCUUGGACCAUCGAAUUCAAACCACACACAAUGGCAAUAACAGCAACAACAACAGCAACAGUAGCGGAAGCAAUCGCUUUGCUUUCGCCUUUACCGACGAUAGACUGAGUGAGAAUUUGGACGACGACGAUGACGAUGUAACGGAUAUGCAACAAUUAUUUGUGCGUCAUACGCCCAUCGAAGAGCCCGACCUAAGAAUUUAUCAUAACGAUAAUGUCAUAGCAAAAACGAGCAAAUCAUAUGCAAAAUUAAAUUCACCAUCGCCCACGAUAUCAACACAUUCCAUGAUGUUGGCAACGAAUAAAUUAACAGCUGCCAAUCCAACGCAUCGUACCACAAAUAUUUAUGAAUUAACACCGGCAUCGACCAUCCUGAACACCAACUACAGCAGCAGCAGUAGCAGCAGCGCUGGCGUCAGCAAACACUAUUCAACCAACAAAACAAAUCCAUCGAAAACGUCAACGCUGCAGCAAAUGCAUCCCAAAGUCACCAAAGUUAUAGAUAAUGAUAGCGGCAUAAAUUGUAAGCCACGACAAUCAGUUGUCCGAACAUCACCGUCAUUCAGCUUCCUGUCGACCGGCUACAAUCAACAACCAGAUAAUUUUCUAUGAUGCUUCGGCCAAUUGUCCAAUUUUGUAACUGUUGAAACAAAAUUUAUUGUCCAUAUUACCUUUUAAAUGUAAAUGCUCAGCUCAUUCCGUAUUGAAAUGUAAAAGUUUUACCGGAUUUUUUCUUCUUCAAACAAUGAAUUGAAUGAAUAAUAAUUUUUAAGUAAAAAAUGGGUAUUCAUUCAUUAGAGGCGGCUGUCAUUUUACAUGGAUUGAUUGAAAAAUAUACAUAUUUGGGGCAACAAAACAAAUGAAUAUACUAUUUUUUUCGGUGGCCUUUUUAUCUCUUUUUCUCUUCUAUAUUUGCCGUGAUCUGAACAGAAAUUAAAUUAAUCCUGAAUUGCUUUUCGCCGUUAAUGGCGUUUGAUUGCAUUUUUGUUACAUUGAGUUCGGAAAUAAUUCAAUGUAAAACAAUGGAUGGGAAAAAAGGCAGCUCUCAACAGAAAAUCAAUAUAUAUAUUUCCUGUUACUAUUUCUGUACUACCUUCUGCCUGCCGCUCGCUCGAAUUAUAUGGAAAAAGUCAAAGCCAAUGAAGAAAAUAAAAACGAAUAUCUGUGCGGAAAUGGAGACCGGUAAUAACUUGAGGGCAAUAAAUGUAUGACAUUCCAAACGUAUUCAUGAUUUACAAUUCAUUGUAAUUAGUUGCAAGCUGCUGGCUAAUUGCUUACUAAUUAUUAUUAUAUCAAAGUGAUUUCAGUGAAAUAAUUAAUGAAAUCCAUGAAUGGGAUUGAACAUGACCAGGAAAAAAGAAUGAAAACCAAAAAUCCCAUGUUCAAAAAUAAAAAUAUAUCGAAAUUCCAACGCAUGAAAUGGUUGUUCAUAUUUAAUGAGAGAAUGAGGUAAAAAUGUUUUUGUAUAAUUCAUGUGGUGCAAUCGACCAAACCAAAGCUUCGACCAGACGUUGUUUUUUUUAUGCCCGUUCGGGCUAUAUAGUUAAAAUCUAAUGGGACAUAAAAUUAUAGCAAACAAUUUCGCCCGGAAGGCGAUUACAAUAAACAAUGUCGUUUUUAGAAGCAAACACGUCUUUUUUUUAGAAGCACGUUAUUGUGCUGUAACAUUUUCAUUAACAAUUUAAAACGGGCUCUCGGAAAAAGAUCACACAUUUGAACUAUAUGCAGUUACCAACUAGAAUCUCUCCGAAAUCAUUUCAUUUCAAAACACAUAACAACAACAACAAAAACUAAAUUACAAAAAAAAACAUUAACCAAAUGUAAAGAAAAUUAUUAUUAACUUGGAUGUGAAAUUUGUUUUAUAUUUUAUGGAAGUGUACCAAAUUAAGAGGAAAUAUAUUUAAUGGAUAUUUUAGCAAAUAAUUCUAGGUAAUAAUGUGUUAGUUUAGAACAAAUAGCUCUAAAUUAACUUGAAUAAGUAAAUAAAAUUUCAACAACAGAUAAAAGGGGCGGCUUCUGGAUGUUUUGUGUCGAUAUUUCACACAUCACAAAUGAUAGGUGUGAUUUCAUGGGAAUGUAUUUCAAUGCACGUGAAUCGAAAUCAACUGACAAAUAAUAAUCAACAGGAAAAAUCUCCCGUGCAAAAACCAAUAACUAUUUGAAAUAUGAACAAUUUUAAGCGAGCUAAUUGAAUAAAAUGGCUCCGCAAUACGGCUGAAUGUGUCUAGGUAAUGUUUAGGCGUGUUUAUUGAAAAUCGUUGAUCCAUUAUUAUCAGCAGUAAUUACAACAACUCUAUUGAAAACAUUUUAUUAAUUCCAUAACCGAAUGUGUGUAUGUACCAUAUUUAUAAAUUCCAACAGCCCACAACAACAACAACAUUUACCGCUAGUAAAGCAAAGUAAUUACUAAUAAUAGAUAAAAGGGUUUAUCAAAAAUAACAAACACAAAACAUAUAAUUAACCAUAUUUACAUAGACUGUCAUUAAAAACUAAACAACAUCCUUCAGCUAAUAAUAAUCCAAAACAAUUUUAAUAGGGACAAUGGUGAAAAAUUGAAAAUGGUUAUGCAUGGAACAACUAGUUGAAUUAUUCAAAUGUCGUCACAAAACAGAAAACAGCAACAACUGAUAAACGAUGGGAUCGAAAGGAAAUUAUAUUGAUCGAAAGCCUAGUGUAAAUACAGACAAAUUAUAUAUGACUAUUAUGUGCGAUGUGCCGUGAGUAAAAUUAUGAUCGGAUUUUUUUUUUCGUUGGAAAUGUAAUGACAUUAAAGCUCUUCAAGGGUAACACAACUUAAAACUCUAAAUUUAGGUUGAAUUCUUCCAAGAUUUGCUAUGAAUCCAAUAUUCAUCACUUCCAAUUUUAUCACAGUACCAAUUUAUCUUGUUAUUCGUCGAAGAAAAUCAUCACCAAUUCUAUUGUAUCCCACUUUUAGUCCAAAAAAAAAGAAGAAUCCAAAAGUCAAACCGUGUUUUCACGGAACAAAUCAAAAUUUUGCUCACGGUCCAUUCCAACUAAUUGUACUAUAAACUAAUUGUAAUGAGAUUUUAGUUGUCAAAUCCGACCCAUGAUGGGUAUUUGCAUUUUAAAAUUGGAAAAAUGGAUUUCUUUUUAUACACAUACAAAAAUCUAUGGAAAUAUUUAAACUAAUUUAGCUAUAUAAAUUUCAUUCUGUCAAAAGAGCAAAGAAUUAAAGAGAAAUAGACAAAUUACAAUUGAUGGAACAACAACAACAAAGAAAAUAUACUGUUUGAUUAGAGAUUGGGCUAAUUAAAUGAUGUAUCUAUGAUAUCUAAUGUAUAAAUAAAGAAAAAAAAUGUUCAAAGUAAAAA
This is a messenger RNA of Sitodiplosis mosellana (orange wheat blossom midge), 10808 nucleotides long. RefSeq names its product amphoterin-induced protein 2-like. Gene Ontology annotation, molecular function: protein binding. The transcript is spliced from 3 exons. The record is from RefSeq and is a predicted model, not a curated record. Bases 5596 to 8088 code for a protein of 830 amino acids. Lineage: Eukaryota; Metazoa; Arthropoda; Insecta; Diptera; Cecidomyiidae.